CUCUCGCAACUCCAUUCCCUUCUUCCAGGCCUGUGGCCGGUUACUUUCCUUAUUUGACAUCUUCGCUGGUUCGAUAUUGCGCACACACUCCUUUUCUGUUGUGCUUUGUUUCCUGAUCCUGUUCUUGGUGCUGUUGAACAGACAAGACAAAAAGCAGACACGCAGGACAAGAACAGACACUCGUCCAUUUGGCUACGUCUAGCUGCCAUACAUUCCCUCGGUUCAGAUCGAUUCAUUCAUUCUGGACAUCAGAGCAAAACAAGCAAAACCAGUCCUUUAACCCCAGAGCUCAUCUGAUCACGACAUCCUGGCCGUCACUCCCUGACCCGGAUAUCCCCCAUCAAGAGAGAGACGCAACUCAGACAAGACAAGGAACACAAGAGCCAGUUCCUCGACAAAAAUGCACUUCCAAUCCCUCGCCUCGCUGGUCCUCGCCCUGGUGGCCGUCCCCUCCGCCAGGGCCACGCUCUCGCCCAACAUCUCGGGCAUGAACCUCGUCUGGCAGGAGACGUUUGUCGGCAACCAGGGCGACAUGGUGGACCUCACCCAGUGGACCGUCGUCACGGACCUGCACAACAACCAGGAGCUCGAGACGUACACCAACCUGCCGUCCAACAUGCAGCUCUCGGGCGGCCAGACGCUGCAGCUGGUGCCGCAGAAGUCGCUGCUGGGCGAAUGGACCUCGUCGCGCAUCGAAUCCAUCCAGGCCUGGACCCCGAGCCCCGGCAAGACGAUGCAGGUCCAGGCCGCCCUGCGCGGCGGCGACAGCGCCAUCGACCAGAAGGCGGGCAUGUGGCCGGCCUUUUGGAUGCUGGGCGACUCCAUGCGCCACGGCACGCCCUGGCCGCUGUGCGGCGAGCUCGACAUCUUUGAGCAGAUCAACGGCCAGCUGACGGGCUACGGCACCGUCCACUGCGACCACACGGGCGGCGGCGCCUGCAACGAGCCCAGCGGCCUGGGCGAGAGCAUCGCCAUCCCCCAGGACGACAAGUUCCACACCUGGACCCUCAAGAUCGAUCGCUCGUCCAACUACUGGCAGACGGAGACGAUCCAGUGGUUCAUGGACGGCACGCUCUUUCAUACCCUGACCGGUGCCCAGAUUGGCGACGAGGGCCUCUGGGCCACGCUCGCGCACUCGCCCAUGUACAUUAUCCUCAACCUGGCCGUUGGUGGCACAUGGCCCGGCGACCCUACCGAGGCGACCUUGUCCGGCUGGGGCAACAUGUUUGAAGUGCAAUACGUUGCCGUCUACGAGUCUGCUUAGAAGGCAAUCUCGACGAAGUUAUGAAAACCCAUUACUG
This is a messenger RNA of Trichoderma reesei QM6a, 1301 nucleotides long. Its product is annotated as glycoside hydrolase family 16. Gene Ontology annotation, molecular function: hydrolase activity, hydrolyzing O-glycosyl compounds. Lineage: Eukaryota; Fungi; Ascomycota; Sordariomycetes; Hypocreales; Hypocreaceae. The record is from RefSeq and is a predicted model, not a curated record. Gene Ontology annotation, biological process: carbohydrate metabolic process. The transcript is spliced from 2 exons. Bases 401 to 1264 code for a protein of 287 amino acids.